GAAAGCCUGACUGCAGGUUCCGGGAGAAGUGCAUCUUGCUCGGGGAAAUGGUCGUAUAUAGCGAUCGGGAGAGAAAGGUGCUCGAGUUCCACAAGCUCCGAAGGCACGUUUCCCGAGCUGGCUCCUUCUUAGGCGCCAACAAGGCCUCUCAGGACGAUCCGGACGAGCACCUUGCCAUUUUCUUCUUCGACGUCCUGCUCCUGGAUGACGAGGUCACGAUGGGUAUGCCGCACACCAAGCGAAGAGCACGCCUUGCGGAGGUCCUCACCAAGAUUCCCGGCAGAGCCUUGACUACAGAGUGGAUGAAGUUCGAUUUCUCUGACCGCGAGGCUAAGAAUAAACUCAUUACGCAGUUCGCUGCUGCCCUCAGCUACCGCUGCGAAGGCCUCAUCCUCAAACCAAAUGCCCCUUUCUUCUCUCUUUCUGAACACGGACCAGACGACUGGCACAAUGCAUUCAUCAAGCUCAAAAAGGACUACAUGACGGAAAUGGGCGGAGAGCGCGAUGUAGCUGACUUUGCAAUCGUCGGAGCUAGCUAUGAGGUGAAACAAGCCCAGAAGUGCAUUUUAUCCAAAACUCGCUGGACAAAUUUCUAUCUAGGCUGCCUGGUCAACAAAGAAGAAGUUUUUCGUUUCCAGAAUCGACCGACCUUCAAGCUCGUGGGGAUAAUUAAAAAAGACCGCUGCAUCCCGGACAGAGAGCUCAAGUACCUUAAUGACCACGGCGUUUUCCGCUCCGAGGAUUACAACCCUGCCAUGUCCUGCGAUGCGUUUCACCUCGAACUAGGCAGCAAUUCUGCGCCGAAGGUCCUUUUCAAGAAACCUUUCGUGGCUGAAGUCGGCAGCGCGUACGAGAAGCCCCCGAAUGAGGAUUUCUUCAUGUUGCGCCACCCUCGCAUACUCAGAAUCCAUGCCGAUCGUACGUGGAAGGAGUGCAUCACCAUGGAUGAGCUGCGCCAGAUGGCCGACGAGGCGAGGAAUGCUCCGCCGGAGGGCGAGUCGCAGCACAUGAAGGCGACAGUGGAGAUGCUGGUGGGGAAGUUGCGGAAGAAAGCUGAGCGAAGGGGAGGAGACAGCUUACGAAUGACGACACCGCGAAGCUCGUCCAUUGCCAUCAGCCCGCUCCUGGUGCAGAAAUCGGGCAAGGAGAACGCAUCGGUUGCAGAGCGGGAGAAUGGCAACAGUUCGAAACUGACGACGCCCAGAAGCGCGCUUAACAGCACUAGUAGCCCGUUCCUGGUGCGGAAAGCGGUGCCCCUCACAUCGCCCGUGGCAAGGCUUCCUACCAAAAGGAAGUAUGCGUCCGAUGAGACGCAAGACUCGCGGCAGACGACGCCGCGGUCCGUCGCUACUACUGUCAGUCCGUCUGCGCUGAGGAUCAUGGACGAGAACCAUAUUUGGGCUUGCUCGCCGCUGGAUUUGGUAGGCAGGGCUGCGCUGGCGGAGGUGCGCACGCAGAAAGAGGUAACGCCCAUGUCAGACUUAUCGACGCAGUUCACCAGCACUAUUGUGACUCCGCGGAGUGGCGCGAGGAUACCGCUGGCGAGUAUAUCGCCCCCGAGAGUGGCAGCGAGGGAGCGCCGCGGUCCGCUACGCCAGAAGUCGCCGCUGGGUGAACCUGUCCAACCCCUUACAAGUGUGCGAAGGUCUUCGGCUCGCCCAGCUCUAGUGCGAGUAGACACAGUUAAGCCCACGGACGAAGCCGUAAGUAAGCCAGCCACAUCAGCGCCAGGGAAAGAAACUACGACCGCAGCAGCAGCACGGCCCGCAGUCUGGAAAAUGCAGCGCAUAGACACGAUGGACCCGUUAGACGCACAAGACGAAGACCGCGUGCGCGUGCUCACUAAGAGACGGGGACCGAGGACUUCGCAAGCGGACACGGCACCCGGGGACGGAGCCAUUCGGCCUGCACGGCAGGACGUUUCUGGUGGUGUAGUUCCUGCGGAGCCGGAGCUGGUGCAUGUGAAUUGGUGCCCGUUGCCCACUCCUCCUAGUCCGGAUGAUCAGCGUAAACGCGUGCCUCGCGCGCAGCUUGCAGAAGCACAUAUGCCCAAACCUGUUCUCAAGCCCGCUGCGAUCUCGACUCCGCCCAUGUCUUCACCACAAGACGCAGAUGCAGACGCAGACGCAGACGCUGCGAACCAGGCGCCAGUAUCCUCCACAGCGCUGCCGCCGCCGCCGACUUACCCGCGCGCAAGGGGGGCGCGCCCAAACUCUCUCAAGCACCGCGCCAUUGACGAUUUCGACGUCGGCCUCUCACCGCGCAGGAAACUGUUCUGCUACGAGCCUGGCGCUGUAGAGCAACAAGCCGCCUUCUCCUGCCUCCCAUCCGCCCACCCACCGUCCCACCACCCGCCCCAACUCCGCCAAACCCUUUCCUUCAGCGCGAUUCUCUCCCUCUCCUCCGCACCAGACCCGUCCCCACUUCCCACGACCACAACCACCACAGCAACAACGACCAACCUCAACGUCCGUCCCAAGCUGCUCACCACCCCCUCAGCACGCACCUAUGACCUCGCGUCCAACAGUCUUCCUCGCGCCCUCGCUCCGUCAACACACGCGCCUAACGACGCUCCUGCACGCCGCCGGCGCGGCGCUCGUGCCUAGUCUUGCGCACUGGUCGCA
This is a messenger RNA of Aplosporella prunicola CBS 121167, 2624 nucleotides long. RefSeq lists its product as uncharacterized. The record is from RefSeq and is a predicted model, not a curated record. Gene Ontology annotation, biological process: double-strand break repair via nonhomologous end joining; nucleotide-excision repair, DNA gap filling; DNA recombination. Lineage: Eukaryota; Fungi; Ascomycota; Dothideomycetes; Botryosphaeriales; Aplosporellaceae. The transcript has a single exon. Gene Ontology annotation, molecular function: DNA binding; DNA ligase (ATP) activity; ATP binding. The coding region runs from base 48 to 2606 and encodes 852 amino acids. Gene Ontology annotation, cellular component: DNA ligase IV complex.